This is a messenger RNA of Maudiozyma barnettii, 1626 nucleotides long. It is a transcript of the gene APM3, whose product is annotated as Apm3p. Lineage: Eukaryota; Fungi; Ascomycota; Saccharomycetes; Saccharomycetales; Saccharomycetaceae. The coding region runs from base 1 to 1626 and encodes 541 amino acids. Gene Ontology annotation, biological process: endocytosis; intracellular protein transport. Gene Ontology annotation, cellular component: cytoplasmic vesicle; clathrin adaptor complex. The record is from RefSeq and is a predicted model, not a curated record. The transcript has a single exon.
AUGUAUAUAUCGUUUUAUAUUACUGAUUCCAAGAAUGGACUGAUAUUCCAAUAUUUACCAAGUGCCAGUGCACCAACUUUCAGUGAUCUGUGGGUGAAGAUUAAAUCGGUGACGGCAGAGAGUGACCUGACGUUGCAAAAUGAGGUGAAGAUAGGCAAAUAUUUGAAGGCAUCGAAAUAUCAUUCUGAUAUAAAUAAUUUAAAUUACUGGUGCUUGAUAUCUGAUCAAAAAAAUGAAAAAGUCUCGAUUAUGGAUUCAUUUGUACUCUUGGAGACUAUUGAUAAUAUCUUGAUGGAAUAUUUUGAUAAGGAUGCAUUGACUGUUAAGAAACUUACCAACAAUUAUGAUCGAUUAACGAUGAUUUUCAAUUAUAUAAUCGAUGAUGGUGAACCACAGAUGGCAGGAAAUUUAUACUCGAAUAGAAUUAAAGAUGUGAUUCCAUUACAGAACGAUCUAACCAAAUUUAUACAUUCCACAGCGAAAAAUCUUGGCAAUGUUGUUAGUAACACUGCUGUUACUUCUGCUACGUCGAGAAAUAGAGGAUCCUACAAUGGAAGAAUGUUUAAUAAUCCAUCAUCAUCAUUAUCAUCAUCAUCAUCAACUAUUGGUAAUGAAGAGAUCGUUCCAUGGAGAAGUACUAAGAUCGGACAACAUGCAAAGGAAGAGAUCUAUUUAGAUUUUGAAGAAACUGUUCAAUUGGUGUAUCAAAAGAGACAUAGACAUGCCAAAAGGGGCGGUACCACAACGUCAUUAAGUCAAGGGUAUAUUAAUAGCUCUAUAAAUGAUUCCCGAAUGCAAUUGGUUCAUGGUAAUAUACAUGGAUAUAUCAAAGGUAACAGUCUAUUGAAUGGCACACCUGUUGUUGAGCUUAAUUUGAAUAAUAAUGGCUGUGAUUUAGGGAUACCCCGGUUUUAUGAUUGUGUUAAUUGUGAAGAUUAUAUGAGUGAUAAUGAGGAUAAGAAGUUAUUAAAUACAAAAGUGAAAUUUCUUCCACCUGAUGGGAAAUUUAAUUUAAUGGAAUAUAGUAUUGGAUUAAAUUCAAAACAGCAAAGCAAUAACAAUUUCGGAUUAAUUAGUAUAAAUUUUGAAAAUAAUUUAGGUCGAAAUGAGGAUGAAUUUGAAAUUACUGUUAAUAUUAGUGGAUCUUCAAAAGUUGAAAAGGUUAAGAAUUUAAUAGUUGAUUUACAAUUCUUUGAGUCACAAAUUCAUGAAGAAAGAACGGAACCAAAUGAACAUUCAGGGAAGAUUAAAAUAAUUCGGAAUACUCAUGGACGAUUUUCUCAUGAUAUUGAUUCUGUAAGAGGGAAUUGGAUUUUUGAUGUCAAUACACCAACGGGUACCAUUGCAAUUCUGAGAGGCUGUAUAGAGAACGACGAUAAUGAUAAUCUCCAAAAGGAAAGAAACAGUACUGAUGAGAAAGAAGGACUAGAACAGAUAGUCAAUAAGCAUACGAUGACAUUACAAACUAUAAAUGUCAAAUAUGAACAUGAGGGUCAAUCCGUCUCUGGUAUCAAAGUGAAUUCUAUUGAUGUUAUUAAACAACCACGUUCUUCGCUGCCAUCUAAUAUUUUCAAAGGUGUUAAAUAUCUCAGCAAGAUGGUAGAUUACGAAAUACGAGAAUAUUAG